This is a messenger RNA of Pogonomyrmex barbatus (red harvester ant), 12436 nucleotides long. RefSeq lists its product as uncharacterized. Lineage: Eukaryota; Metazoa; Arthropoda; Insecta; Hymenoptera; Formicidae. The record is from RefSeq and is a predicted model, not a curated record. Gene Ontology annotation, molecular function: calcium ion binding.
UCUUUCGGCGAGUAUUCGAAGAUCGCGGAAGUUGGUCGUAGGGUGUUUGCCGGAGACUGUUGCCUCGAGAUCGCUUGGUGCCCACGUAAUGGACAAGUCAGCAUCGAUACGAUAGCGCGGGAUUGGUUUACGUGAGAGAGUGCGGCGUCUUUCUCGUGACUUUGAUCUAAUUCAAAGUGCUUCGAGGGACCUCGAACAGAUGGGCGACGACAUGUGGAGGCUUUGGUUUACGAAAUUGCUACUGCUAGCGACGCUUCUGCUGACAGUCACAGUCCAGACGCGAUCCGAGGGUGACGUUUUAGGAAACAAUGUUAGAGCUUCCAGGAUAGAAAGGGAUGUAGACGGUAAUCUCUACGAUGAAUCGGUGCAAUACGGAAACAGGAAUAUUGAACGCAACAGAGAAGGCAUCGUUGAUGCAUGGUCCUCGAACGAAGAUGACGUAGAUAACGGAAGGAUCUACGAUGACGAUGACGAUGAAGCCCUUGGAGAGACACCACGGAAACGUGUGAGAAUUCGAGUGCCCGUGGUGCGUAGCAGAACGGCUAAACAACAUAAACUUACGGUCGUCAGACGCAGACCCUUGGCACAUCGUACCAAAGACUUUGCAUACGCCACGUUUACUACGCCACGAAGAAUUGUGGUGACGCGCGUCAGGACUCUCGGAUCAGCUAACUCAAUUUAUCCGACAGAUAUUCCGGACUACGAGGGUUACCAGCCGACCGGUUUUGGAAAACACAAAGUGACCAUAACCAGACGCAGAAAGCUACAACCUAUAUCACCGAUGUUGACCCAGAAUAAAGUCAGAGUAACUAGAAAGAAGUUAAUUGCAGUGCGUCCGAUACAACCGACGUCGGCUUAUGCCAUUAUCACUACUGGAUUCUUCACUGCGCCUUCCUCCGAGUAUGAUGAUUACUCAGAUGAAGAAGACGAAAACACGACUGUCAAAGAGAAAGAUUAUUCUACCGUUACUCCUAGUCUUGAAGAAGCACCAAAUCUUAUUGAUAACAAACCAGAUGAGGAGGUGAGUCUUAUGUCGUCGAUCGCCAGCUCCGCUGAAGAAGAAGUCACACCAGACACGCCAGUGAUUAUUACUGAUAAUUUCUUUUUCCCUCCGUCUGACGAAGAAGAUGAAGAAUAUGAAGAUGAAGAUGAAGAUGAAGAUGAUGAAGAUUAUCACGAUACGACUACUACGACUGAAAAUGCAGAUGAAAUCACGAUUUUAAUGAAAGAUGAGCAACAUCUGACAAUAUCUCCAAAGGACGAAGAUAAUAUUGUGUUGAAUAAGAGUGAUCUUGCGAUGCAAACAGAAAAUGAUAAUCUUACUGAAACGACAACACCAAUUACUACAUCAGAAAAGUCGUUCGAAGAGCAAACAGUAAAAACAAUUCAAGAAUCCGAUGCAGCUGUAAAUAUAACAGAAUCGGUUGCUUUGGAAGAUGGUAAUAAUACGGAGAUAUCUACGGAAACCGUUAUAUCAAGUGGAAAUGUAUCAACUACUGAACUCAGUCAUAUUGAAGAAGAUAGUGAUGGUAAAUUUACAAUAAAAGAGCACACAACUAUUGCCAGUUCUGAAGAACAAACUACUUUCAUGGAGGAGGACAUCACUACGUUAAAUCCCGAAAAAUCAAUCGAAUCUAUGAAUGUUUCUGAUAAGGAAAAUACGACGAAAAAAGAUAUUUCAUUCGUUACUGAGACGACAACGCUCGAUACGGAAAGUAAAGAACAAGAUUCAACCGAAACUCCUGAAGAUUCUACGAAACACGAUGUGAUACCGGAAACGACGAGCGAGAAUCCAAAAGAAAUAUUAACGGUGAAAUCCAUCCAAGCGGACGUCAUAAUUGACUCUAAUUCGACCCAGAUUUCUCUAAUCGGAACGGUCCUUCCAUCCGAUCCUACUAUCGCGAUCGCGCCAAGUUUCGAAAGUGUUAUACCGCUCGAGACUAAGAUACGCGAUACUGAUAUGUCGAAUUAUUUCGACGAUUCGUACAUACCCAGCGUGAUACCUCUCAAUGCGAAUUAUACCCGCGAGACGAAAUCCACAUCGGUCAUCGUAAGCUCCGUAAUCGAGACAACUCCCGCGACAAAAGUUACGAGCGAGAUCGCCUCGCCUACGCCGGAGGAGAUCGAAGCCGGGCUGGCAGAUGAUCUUUAUCUGUCGUUGUCUCGCCUCGAUUUCCCCGAGAUCUUGCCGUCGAAACCAACCGAGAUAGAGACUAAAUCUACGUCAAAUCUUGCGCUGGAGCCCAGCAUAAGCGUUUACUACACGGAGACGGUAGUGACGUCGACGCGACUAAGGACGUACACAUACGUGGUGACGCAACUUAACGGACAGGAGACUAAAGUGACGUCGUCGACGACCGUACGACCGAGAGUGACGACACUUACGUUGACGGUGCCCGUCACGGUGACUGUCACUCCUACCGUGGAGUCGUCAACCGGCUUCGUAUCGUCUGUGUAUAAUCCAGUACCCCCAGUUGCCGGAGAGUACGAGGUGAAGGAUGAGGAAGAAGGACGCAGGUUCAAUUUAGCGACCCGCGUGAUGUCGAACGGCGUGGAAGUCAUCGUCGCCGGGCCGACUCCGGCUCUACGAUGGGAGAAUUCGAAUGUUCAACCUACUCUCACCUUGUCAGAAGCGGUGGUCAUGCUUCUCCCGCAGGAUAAGCCGAACGAGUUUGUCACGAAGACUUGCACAACAACUUUCACGUACCUCAACACAAUUACCAAGGAUGGAAAGACUACCGUUUCCACGGAGCAGCAGGUGUUAGCAAAUACUGCGACAGAGGAACGGCAUAGAAAACAUGGUUCUGAAACCGCAGGCGUGACUCUGGAUGCGUCCCCGACUCUACGUACCGAAGUAUUUAAAACGACUUAUACGUAUCUGACUUUGAACACAGAUCAUCCGGAUGUGAAUGAUGCCUUAGAAAGUAGCACGAAAGUCAUAACAAACACGGUUACCGCGCCGCAGCAUUAUCUAGACAUGAUUCUCGAGCCAUCAGAAGCUUCGCGACCGGAAACUAAUACAUAUCUCAGUACCAGAGUGUUAGAAAAGACAUUUAUAGAAGAGGGUCGAACGAAAAUAGAGACGGUUAGCGACACGAUUACUCAGCUGAUCAUAACAGAAUCAGCACCUCUACCACGACCGACGAGUGUCACAACUACUUUAACUGCCUUGGACAAUACCGAUGAUAGUGUGACGGAUAUGACUAAGACGUAUUACAUCACGUAUACGUACUUCAAUACAUUUUUGGAGAAAGGUAGCACGGUAGUUCGUACGAAUGUAGCCACGUCGACAGACGUAGUAUUGGAGAAAGUGCCAGUACGAAAAACAAGCAUGAAAACCGCUCCAAUUAAUCCAACGCCGGAGCCUAUACAGAUCUUCGCUACUAAAACAUACCUUACUACAUUCACUUACUUCACGACGUUGCUGCAGGCUGGCCCAGAUGGUGAGACAUCAACAACCGUGACGUCUCGUUCACAUAUCGUAGAAAAUGUUGUGACGGAGUCAAUAGCCCCGAGUUUAUUAGACGCUGGAUAUAUGAAUGCCCUCUUGACAACCGCGCAUCAUUCUGAUCCAGUAAAAAACGUCGUCACAGGUUCGACGAUUAUCUUCUUUGACGACGAAGAUCAAAUUGAUCCAACCGCGACCUCAAAUCUCCCAGAAUCAAGCUCUAUUACAGAAAUAAAAAAACAGGAGAAAACUACUACAAGCACGACAAUUGCAACGCCUCCAGAAACGUUGUCGGAGGAUACCAAUUUUGAAAUAAAGCCUGCGGAUUCCAUCGAUAAACAGGAUAAUAAUGGUACUACGCUAUCGAGCGAUGAAGCACAAAAUAAACGACCUAAUAUUCAAUCUGGAGACGAUUCUUCAGUUAACAAACCUCUCCUUAGUCUGGGUUCUUUAGGAAUAAAUAGCUUGUCCGCUUUGGGACCGGUGAUUACAGCAAUGGCAGGAUUACUGCAAGGAAAAACCGCGGCUACUCGUAAAAAUGAUACUGUACCUCUCACUGAAACACAAGAAGUCACAACGCAACGAUCGCCGAUAUACAUACCCGUCGCAGAAUUUGCUGAUGGUGAUAUAGAAACCGCUGAAAGCCAAAACAUCGCUGCUCAUUUAGUAAAUCUCAACCAUAAUUAUAUUGCCGAGACACGCCAUAAAGUUACUAGUAGUCUCGCCGACGGUAUACCGAUAUCUCCGGGUGAAGUAAUCACCGCAAACAGCGAUGUUAUCAUAGGAAAACCUGGUAAAAUGGCUCCGCGACCGCCGCAGACAUUUUUAAAGGAUGAAAAGCAUAUUGGCAUGAAACCACCGCCGUUACCGGUACCAAAUAUCCCGGUACAUCCUGUAUUAGAGAUUUUGGAGAACGACGAUAAAGUACAAACUCAACAAACUAUGCAAAACGCACAGGUGCAAAUUCUGCCAGCUCAUCAGGUUUAUGAAGAACAUUUGAAAGUUCCGGUUUCUAUUCCUCUCGAUACUAAUCAUCCAUCUGCUAAACAACCUCAAAAAUUGCUUCCCAUUCAACCACCACCUAAGAAAAUUGCAUCAAAACAGGAUAUCUUAGAGAAUGAUCCUUUAUUAAAACCACCUGACAGACCACACGUAGAGCAAUAUGCAAAUCCUAAUAUUAAUCAUAAAGUUCCGGAGUGGAAUUCGGAAAAAUACAGAAGACCUUGGAGCGCCAAAGAUCCCUUAACACCGCCUUUAUCGCCUGCAAGAUAUGACGAAGUUCAUUCAGAUAAACCGAUUGAGAAACCAUAUCCAACCUCGGUCGUAUUACCUUCGGAAGAACAGAAGCGACCACCAUGGGCACAGAAAGAUCCUCUAUUACCAGAGAGUUCUGUCAUAAUACAGAGCUCAGAGCCAAAACCUACUGAGCCGAUAAUCCAUCAAGUCCCACAUGUCAUUGAUAGAUCAACAGGGCAACCUCUAUUAGUCAAUAUUCAACCCAGUCAAGUAGCUAAUGUCGUAAUUCCACAAGGUGGCACGCAAGCUCUGAUUUUUGGAGAUACUAAUGAACCUCAUAUAAGCGGCCAAUAUUUUGACGAUCCAUCGCCUUAUCCAGAACCUGAAGUUGGACCAGGUUUCAUCGGUCAAAAAGCCGAAGAUCUACCUCAAUAUUCAAACGAGAAGAAUCCAAUUCAUUAUAUGGUUCCACCAUUACCACCUAGUAAUUUCAAAUCUCCAAAACCAGGUUUCUCUAGUCGUCCACAUGCUGUAUUGUUGUCACCUAUACGCGGAAGACCGCAAGAAGUGUCGGAGACGCCUAUACUAAGGCUCGACAAGAGACCGUCGGACGUUCAUUUAAUUAAACGUCCCGACGGAUCUGGAGGUUCCAGUCACGUUCAUACAGAAAUUCUUGUACACCACAAGCCAGAGACAAUAAACGUUCGACCCCAGUCCGUUCCUCAUCCGUCCGUCCAUUCUCAUGCACACUCCGUCCAUCAACCACCAAUACGCGGCCAUUUUUCGAACGGCCAAACUCCGGAACAAGCCCCUCCGAGACGUGUAGAAGUCACGCCAACCGAGGUUCCACAUCGAUAUAUAUUUCUAGGUAAACCAGAUUCUGGAAACGAGAUAACAUUAAAUAACAAUUGGAAAUCGGACAAGAAACCAAUCAGAUUUGCGUUAAAUAAUCGACCGAGACCGCGACCUAUAUCAAGACCAACAACCAAUCGUCCUUUAGAUCGGCACGUUUUUGUGGAACGACCCACUGGAUAUCCAUCGAUCAGAAAACCGACGUAUUCUAGUCCCCAAAGACCUCCGAUGAAAACGCAUAAUACUUUUGUGUUAUCGCAUCGUCCACCAAUGAGUCCUCAGUCUCACCAGGAAUCUACUCGAAUACCGCCUAAUUUAUUCACUCUUCAAAUUGACAAUCAGAACAGACCAUUGCAUACUUAUCCAAAUAAGACCAACGUGGCUAACGUCGUGAUGUCGAAUUUGUCAAAUGAACAGAAUGAUCAAGUACCCACUGGAGCGAUAGAAUAUCAUAAUCCUUUAUAUCCAAACCCAACGUUCGAAGAGAACAAGCAUCCUCAAGUGUCCACGACAAAGACGCAGCAUAUAUCGCCAGAAGAUCAUUUUGAAAAAUGGCAAACUAAUACACAUACAGAACAGACGCUGUUAGAUUCCCACAUCGGUGCCUCGGAAUAUAUCAAUUAUCAAAAUCAUUAUCAUGGAAAAAGAAAUAGAAGUCAGGAAACUAACAAUCAGAAUAAGAAGGAUAUGAUAGCUUCUCAAAGCCUCAAUCAAACUCUGAAAUCACAAACUCUAUAUGGACCAGUUGUUUCCAUUAAUACGGUUGUAGGUAAGCCACUGGAAGUCGGGCAAGAACAUGACGUCGUGACUUACGAACGUGAGACAAAUGGGAAGCCAUUAUUGCAAGGACCUUACAAUAAUGAUCCCUACAACACGAGACCUUACGAACUGCCCAUUGUGCAAGGCAAGCCUUUUGGUGUUUAUAAUGGCUAUGUGGAUCCGACCACUCCUUAUGGCUACAAACGAAAAGAGGGCAAGCCCGAUUACGAAAUAGUUCACGGCAUACCCGCUCCUUAUAAUGAGGAUGUAAAAUCAACUACGAUUAAGAAAACGCAAGGCGGACAAGUCACGACACUGAACUCACUCGAACGCGACGAUACUAUUGAUCUAAAGCCACCGGCGAUUAUACCUCAGUUCGGCGUUGAAAUAGACAGACCAGGAAGGCCAUUUUCUAGACCUGAUAGUAGACCUGAUUCAAGACCUGGUUUAAGCCGGAUCAAACCAGAAAUAUUAACAAAACCGCCGAUUAAAUUAGAAGUUAGACCUGAUUACACUGUAAAACGUCCGGAAAACGUUAAACCAAGUACAGAAAUUUUUAUUAAUCAGACACUGAAUCAUGGAAUAAAGACGAAUAAUCUUCAGAAUUGGAACGUGGAUGUAGCGGUUCCGGACAUUAUAAAAUCCCAGCAGAAAAUAUCAACCGGACACGAUUUCCGAAUUUCCGAGACAAAGAUAUCUGAGAAUAAAAACAGCACUACGUCUCGUCCGAUCGGCAAUAAACGUCCAGGUAUCACUCGACCUGAGCAUGGAACGUUCACGAGAGUGCAUCCGGAAUAUCCCCACAUUCUGACGAAACCAAAACCUCACGUACCGGAACCGGUAGUCGUCUCGAGCGGUAACGCGGGACCGGAAACAUAUGGUCAUCCGAAUGUUAAGUUCUCCAUGUCGGUCGAAGCUACGGGUGAAGAAGUGGAUAGUAAGACGCAAACGGAGCGCCCGCCCAGCAUGUUAGUGACAAAAAAUAAUCUAUCGCAUAAUAAAAAGAAUGAUGAGACCUUGGACACGGCGUUCCAAACAAACUUUGCCUCUUCGGACUCUCACAGUGAACAGGAAAAGAUGAAGGAAACAAACGUUCCCUCUAGAGACAUGAUGCCACCGCCCCUGAACAUGGGAGUCGGAUCGAAUCAAUCGAAGAAAAAAGAGCAAGACGGGCUUAAACCACCGCCACCGCCGUCGAGCGAUGUGCUCGGAUUGUCGCCACCGCCGGUAGACAUCACUACUACUCAUAUGCCGGUAGAAGAUAGAUUCGCCAUAGUGACGACCGACGAAUCAGGCCUGAAGCCACCAAAAUAUGUACCUUUGAAAGAAUCAACUGUACCAUCAGCCGUACCGUCUCUACCUAGCACGAAUAUGGUUCCCCCAAGUCCAAGGCCAUCGCUCACGAGACCUUUCCUUGUAGAAUUAUUGUCGCAGGAUAUGGUGCCACCACCGAUAUUGACAACGACGAGACCCCUCGAGAUUGCUACUGUAAGGCCAGCUGUCGCGGUCUCCGGUUCCAUACAGAUUGCCACCGCUGUCGCGACAUCUCAUAUCCCAGUAAUUCAAGAUAUCGAAUCGAAAAUCCCAAUUAUUCAUGGCACCGUUGAUCUACCGGUCGUAAUCGACGUCCCUGAGAUCCUCAGACCUGUGGAAACGCGGAUGAGCGAACAUGUUAGCAUCUACACUGUGCGACCUUUUGAUACAAGACCCGUGUCUAGAAACUCCAUUCAAACGACAUCGACAUUGUCUACAAAUGUGGUAAUACCGACGAAAUUGCGACCACCUCAAGUGGAUCACAUUCAGCCAAGUAGAUCAUCGACAAUUCGCAAUGUCGAGCCAACGAGAUUGUAUGGUUUAGACGUCCCUCCAAAUCCUGUUAAGCGACCUGAACAUCCGAUAUUCUUAGAAUCCAGCCACGAGAGUAUGUUACCGUCAAUAAGAGUGGAGCCCACCGAAUCUUUAACAUUCAUCACAAGCACAGAAAAGAAACAGCAUUCGACGAUUUCGAACAUCAAGACGCAUAAACCGCAAGUGAUCGAAUACAGCAUCGUAAAUAAAACGGCGAACAAAGAGUCAUCCGUUAUCGUCACUAGAGUCGACAGUUCAAUUACUAAAGUAACCAGCACAUUGAUACCAACGCCAAGCAAUAAAACGCGUUCCACGACAAGCAAUUUAGCUACACAGUUUACGAAGAACGUUGCAAAGGCGAGCAAUACCAUCGCCAAGGAUCAAUCCAGCGCAACUGUACGUACAAAGUCAAAAGAGGUGACGCGGUACAGGACGUCGACGGUAACGAGAACUAAAACAUCGGUACUGGGUUCUCCACCGACAACGAGAACGCUUCUACUCACGCACACGAUGACCACGACGACUGUUGAAACUGUGACGGAAACACUGGUCCGUCCGACAAGCGUAGUGUCUACGGUAACUUCGACGAUCUUACAACCAAUCAUUACAAGAAUGCCUUCAACAUACGAUAAUGUAGCGGAUAAUGAUUCUAUAUUUGUCGUGAUGAGCGACCAGAAACCACCCGCGCCCGGGGCAGAAGAGGUAGAGGCUGAAUAUGGAGAAGAAGUAUCUCGUGAUGAGCAGGAUCCAAUGGGUAACGAAAUCCAUAGAGUACUGGCGGGUGGAGUACUUGGCGCGCCAAUAGUACCUCUCAUGCCAGCUGCUAAUAAAUGCACGCCGGAAUGUAAAUCGUCCAAGUCUGAGGUUUGCGCCGAAGCAGGAACCGAGAUGAGAUGUGUCUGUCGGCCAGGAUUUGCGAGAAUGUUCCCAGAUCGCCCUUGCAAGCCAACUUACACGUAUACACUGCGCGUUGGUCUGGAUCGUAUCGGCCACGAAUUCGUGGCGUAUGACGCUGCCUUGAACGAUUCUACAUCGUUAACUUACAAACGUUUAGUAAUCCCGACGAAGGAUGCCUUGGACAGAACUUUAAUGCAGAGCGACUUGAGAGAUGUGUACAGAGGCCUCAAGAUCGUCGGAUUUACUCCCGAUCCUACGAAGGUUGAGUUCCAUGUGCAGCUGAGCGACAACGCUAAUGAGACCAGAUUAAAAGAAGUCCUUCGAAAAUAUUUGGUUGGAAGUAAUUACAGCUUAGGUGGCACAGAAGUCUACGCUUCAAAGAACCUUGAUUUAAUCGAGGCGGUCGACUUUGACGAAUGCGCUUCCAAGGAAAAUGGCCCGCAUCACGAUUGCUCGCCUCACGCGGCAUGCUUCAAUUUACGAGGAUCUUAUCAAUGUUCUUGUAAAGAAGGCUGGGCUGAUUUAUCAGAAAAUCCGGCCUACCCUGGAAGGAUAUGCUCGCAAGCGCCACUGGGAUGUGCUGGUUGUAAUAACAAAGGUCAUUGCGUCACCAAUUCUCUCGGUCAAGAGGUGUGCGAGUGCUUCCCUUGGCACAGCGGCCAACGAUGUCAAGUUAAUCUCAAAGUUUUGUUGAUAGCUCUAGUGACAUCUGGUGCAAUCUUGUUGGGUCUGCUAGCAAUCUGUGUAGGAAUGACAUGCUUCCGACAUCCAAGACAUGAUCGGAAAACCGGAGAUAGACGAGCCAUGAUCCCCGGAACAGGUGGUGAUACUAGUAGCGAAGGUAGUGUCACUGAUUUGGCGAUACCUCAUCAUGUACCGCACGUUUUACCACCGCCUCCCCAAAUGAUAGCGCCGCUGCCGCCAAACAAACGACUCGUUCGUAAGAUCAGUGCGAAACCUCGUCAUCCAUCCAGAAAAGCUACUAUGGUGCCUGCAGCCACGAUACCAGUCAACGACGAUCAGCGUGAUCGCUCCUUGACGGUAAUGAUUCCACGUGCGAAAUACCGAUCAGCGCCACAGUCACCGCAAAAUUAUAAUAAGACCGUUAUGAGUACAUUUGCCACCGAGGAACACAAACUCAUAAAUUAUCUCGACAACGGCACGAGCUCUCCCGCUAAUAGGAAACAAAGUAUACCUAGCAUAAAGGACUGCAAAGAAGCUGAUUUACAAGGCGCAAGGAAUCCGAUGACGCCCACGGGAGCUCUCGUGAGCGCCGGUUUUCAGGUAUCGGCCACGGUAACCCGUACUGUGGAUGCUGAGUCCACCUUGGCACGUUCCUGCGGCGAGACCACUGUGGAACCAGCGACGAAGGUACUGAGAAGCGGAGAUCUUCAGGUUGAUCUCGACUCGACCUUAGCUCGCUCGUGCGGCGAGACAACCAUCCAAGCACCAACGAAGCUUCUUAGACUGGAUCUAGGCGAGGCUGGUUCCACACUAGCGAGAUCGUGUGGCGAAACCACGAUUCAGCCGCCGACGAAAGUCGCCGCCGCUCGAAGGAAUAGCGUCAAGGACACUAGAGAUAACAGGGACACUAGAGACAGCGCUAGCGAGGGUCACACUAUGGCUGAGCGUGAUUUAGGCAGCACAUUGAGACUUCCGGCACAACAUCCGCCACUAUACAGUCCGGACAGGACUAGCGAUCGGGAGUCCAAUUUUGAUUCGCUGUAAACGCUCAAACGAGAACGAGUCACGAUGGUGUGGGAUUGAUUGCGGACGAAGCCGCUGGACGGUAUUCUCCGUAGAUUUAUGAAUUGUUAUCUAUUAAAAUCUGCUCCGUUCUCAAAACACGCGAAACAACAUAUUUAAUUUUAUGAAUUCGUUUUAUUUAUUUAUCACGGUAGUCGUGUCUUUUCUCUUCUAUUUCCACUGCAGAACAUUUACCUGUCGUGUGCUUAUUUACAACUUUAACUUUGAUGCCAAGAUUGAAUGAUUAAAUUUAAUGUAUUAGUGGAACUUUUCAAAAGUCAAUUUGAUCGGCGAAUAUUUCUCAAGUUAAAAUUCGGCGCGUAAUUUCGUUUCACGACGGAAGAUAAGCGCGCGUGACUCAACCCCGUGCCAAAAUACAACCAAUGAAAUAAGGAAGACUCUUGGAAGAAGCUCUUUCUCAUCUUACUGUUUUUACUGAGAUCGAGCGAUUCGUCGUUGCAGAUGAUCGAAAUAUUAAUGUAUUUUAUAUUAGAAAAUUUAGUUACAAUGAUUUGAGAAUUAUUAAUAAUUUCAAAUUGAUCCAUCAACAUAGCUAUCAUGUUUACUACUAAAAGUACUUUUUACAUAUAAACUUCUAUAGAAAAUUAAAAAAUUAUUAGAGGUUUUCAUAUAUAGAUUCUUAGAUUUGGAAAUAAUAUUUCGAUCAUUGCAGCUUACCGUGCACGUGCAAGCAUGGUGCAAUAGUGUCAUAAAUAGUGGAUGGCGCCAAAUCGUCAUGCUGACAGCAUGACGAAAAAGCUCGAAGCUUACAUUGACCACGAAAGGAGAACAUUUUUUUUUUAUUUUUGUUGUUAUUGUUUGUUUGUUUAGUCUAUUCUCUGACAAGUUGUGUCAUGUUGCCCGGCUUCGUUGCAAGACCUUAUUUCGGAGUGAUCAAAUUUACGCUCGAGAUCGAUAAUAAGUGUCGUCAUAUUGUUUGCUCGAAUGUAAAUUGUCUGUGUUAUAUUACAUUUUCACGCAUUAUAUUCUUUUUAUAUUCUUUAUGAUUAGACAAAAAAACGCGCUACUCUCGUCAAUCAUUUUUUUAUGCAUUUAAUUCAAAUGAUAAUCUUGAAAAACAAAUAACUUCAACAUAUAACUGAGUAAUUAAUAUAUUAAAAAACUCCGAGAAAAAAGUGCAGUUUAACACUUUAUAUUCGAGAAAAAAUAUUAUCUUUCAUAUCACCUUUCAGGACGAAGCCGCGGCAACGUCGCUAUAUAUCAGACUCGAGAAAAAGCAAACGAGACGCGCGUGAUGUAUUUACUGUUAGCUCAAUAAAUAGCGUAAGCGGAGGUGUAACGAAGGACAGGUGUAUCACGUAUUGAGAUUCUCUCGUAAAUCCACGAUUUCAAUCGGAAGAUUAUGUGAGACGAAUUAAAUUCCGCCGAUUUAAGAAAUUACGAAGAUGACGAUGCUCAGAUAUCUUAAGUUUCGUUACUAACUUUAUCCUCUUUACAUCCAAAAAUGAACCUUUCCUCAUACAUAUAUACAUAUAUACAUAUAUGCAUAAGUAUACAUAUAAAUAUAGAUGUAUUAUCCUGUUGUACAUACUCUCUUCACCGGAACCUCUUCUACGUAAUGCUCUAUUGUAAUUUUGUAUACUUAGCAUGUACACUUAUACGUACUUUUAAUAAAAGUCAAUAAUAUAA